Messenger RNA from Hordeum vulgare subsp. vulgare (domesticated barley), 1045 nucleotides. RefSeq lists its product as uncharacterized. The transcript has 2 exons. The coding region runs from base 163 to 753 and encodes 196 amino acids. NCBI's taxonomy places the organism in Eukaryota, Viridiplantae, Streptophyta, Magnoliopsida, Poales, Poaceae. The record is from RefSeq and is a predicted model, not a curated record.
CCAUCUCUCCCUUCCCACUGGAUCGACGACGCGGACACGAAAGAACACGCACGGAUACGCAGACACUCAUGCGUCCGGCGUGACGACCGAACCUCUCUAUAAGAAGACCGCCCGCGCGCGCGUUCGAUCACGCCACUCCAGAGUCCAGACCAGAGUGUAGCAAUGGCGGCCGGGCGAGCGUGUGCUCUUAGCGUGGUGGCGGUGGUGGUGGCGGCGGCGCCGCUCCUCCUCGCCGGCGUGGUGGGCGCCGACUGCUUCGACUACUGCUUCAAGGACUGCAUCGCCAAAGACAAAAAUAUGAUCGACUACUGCAACUACGCCUGCGACAAGACCUGCUACCCGGGCGCGCCCCAGCGACCCUUGGCGGCGCCUGCAGCCCCCGGCGACAUGGGAUGCCAGCUCUCCUGCGCCAGGACUUCCUGCAACCGCCUGGGUCCAGACUGCAAGGCCGCAGAGGCCUGCUUCGGGCAGUGCUAUGACGGCUGCAAGACCAAGACUCUGCCGAGGCCUCUCCGCGCCGGCGCCGGCAUGCCCACCACGUUAGGCCCGGUGGUCGCCGACCUUGCUUCAUCCGAGCCGGACCCAGACGACGCUUUUCCUUCAUCCGAGCCGGACCCAGAUGACGCCUUUCCUUCAUCCGAGCCGGACCCAGAUGACGCGGUCCGUCCGUCGUCAGAGGCGCCCCAACAUCAGGCGAUGCGGCCACGUACACCGUUAUCGGAGAUCCACGCUGCUCCCCCGGCGUCUGCGUGACAAGAAUGCUUCGGUGUACGGCUGAGACAGUUAGCAUUGGCCGACCAAAUGAUAUGUACGCGCGAUCACCAGGUGCGGAUGGAUUAGCGCAUGGACCAAAAAGCCUCGUGCUAAUGGGCGUACCCGGUUUUAAAACGCCGCUGAAUAAAGUGUAUUAGGCUACUCGUAACUGGAAGUACUACUCCGUAUUAUAUAGUGUACGGGUUUGUUAACACUCAGCUAAACGGAGAUUAAAUUUGGUCUCAUUCAGUGGGCCAUCUGGAAUUACUAAAUUUAAAGAACUUGCUGUGUU